Molecule: messenger RNA, 1347 nt
Organism: Ficedula albicollis (Collared flycatcher)
Lineage: Eukaryota; Metazoa; Chordata; Aves; Passeriformes; Muscicapidae
Gene: VSNL1
Product: visinin like 1
Exons: 5
Coding region: 169-744 (191 amino acids)
Molecular function (GO): calcium ion binding
Source: RefSeq, a predicted model, not a curated record
CGCGUGUCCCUCCGGCCCCAGCACCGCGCGGGACCCCGGGCCCUGCGCCCUCCUCCGCACCGCGGACAGACCCCGCGCCCGCUGUAUGGUAAGAAGACCACAAAGUAGCCUUGAUCAUUCUUCAUAAAUAAGUUUUGUUUGCAAGAGUUGUCCCCCACGCUGGGCAAAAUGGGGAAACAAAAUAGUAAGCUGGCCCCUGAGGUGAUGGAGGAUCUGGUGAAGAGCACGGAGUUCAAUGAACACGAGCUAAAACAGUGGUACAAAGGAUUUCUAAAGGACUGUCCGAGUGGGAGACUGAACCUCGAGGAGUUCCAGCAGCUCUACGUGAAAUUCUUUCCAUAUGGAGAUGCUUCUAAGUUUGCCCAGCACGCCUUCCGCACCUUUGAUAAAAACGGAGAUGGGACCAUCGACUUCAGAGAGUUCAUUUGUGCCCUGUCCAUCACCUCACGAGGCAGUUUUGAGCAAAAGCUGAACUGGGCCUUCAACAUGUACGACUUGGAUGGUGAUGGUAAAAUCACAAGAGUGGAAAUGCUGGAAAUUAUAGAGGCCAUCUACAAAAUGGUGGGCACUGUGAUAAUGAUGAAAAUGAAUGAGGAUGGUCUGACGCCUGAGCAACGGGUAGACAAGAUCUUCAGUAAGAUGGAUAAGAACAAAGACGAUCAGAUCACACUGGAUGAGUUCAAAGAAGCUGCAAAGAGUGACCCGUCCAUUGUAUUACUGCUGCAGUGUGACAUUCAGAAAUGAGCCUGUGUACCACGCGUCAUAGACUGCACAGAAGUUUAAUGUUCCAUUCAGUUUGCAGCUAUUUCCACACACACAAAAAUUUGCUUGGACUACCUAUAAAUGGACUUGCUUCUUGUGUUUGAAACACUUGUGUGCAUGAGAAUGUCAUUUGCUAAAGAAUUUUAAAAGUAUAUAUUAUAAAAAUAAACUGCCACAACGUGAUGUGUGCAAUGUCAUUUCAUAACAGCCCUCUUCCUCUGAAGCCUGUGCAGCAGGCCUGUGCUGCAGUGAAUUAUAUUAUUUAUUGUUCAUGUUUUACUGAUGCUAGCUCUGUGUCUCCUAGGCUGAGUAAUGUUAGUGACACUGAAUUCCCAUGGUAAUGUUAACUGUUUAUUAUAAAUCAUGUCACCAUUCUGCUGUAAAGUAGUACUGGACAGACAGAAGGGAAGAGCUCCUCAGCUCCCAGGUCUGAUCCACACGUGCUUGUAUUGUCAGUGGAUAUAAAUGUACUUCAUUUGCAUGCCUUUUAGGUUUGCCUUAAUUCUUACCUCAUUUGCAUCCCUUCAAUCUGGAAAGAGCUAUGUCAGAGGAAUGCAGUAUAUUUAAAAAAAAAAAGAAAAUCCU